Messenger RNA from Brenthis ino (lesser marbled fritillary), 1659 nucleotides. Lineage: Eukaryota; Metazoa; Arthropoda; Insecta; Lepidoptera; Nymphalidae. The record is from the annotation of a GenBank genome assembly.
AUGAGCUACACCGCUGCCGAAAAUGCCGUCGGAAGCAGUACAUGGGCAGCUACAAACCUGUUCUACGUGCUAUUAGUGCCAGCAAUCAUCUUGUGGUACACCUACUGGCGUAUGUCUAGGAGACAUCUAUAUGAACUCGCCGAAAAGCUCGCGGGGCCCAAAGGUUAUCCACUCCUCGGAAAUGCUUUAGAAUUCACUGGCGGCUCAGCUGAUAUCUUCAAAAGAAUCGUUGAAAGAAGUGAAGAAUUUAAGGAAGAACCCGCCGUUAAGAUUUGGAUUGGACCCAGACUUCUUGUGUUCCUGUACGACCCUCGUGACGUUGAACUUAUUCUAAGUAGCCACGUGCAUAUUGACAAAGCCGAAGAUUACAGGUUCUUUAAGCCAUGGCUAGGAGAUGGUCUUCUCAUUAGUACUGGUCAAAAAUGGCGUUCUCAUCGUAAAUUGAUCGCUCCUACUUUCCAUUUAAAUGUCUUGAAGAGUUUCAUUGAUCUUUUCAACGCCAACUCCAGAGCUGUUGUUGACAAAUUGAAGAAAGAAGCUGGAGAAUUCGAUUGCCAUGAUUACAUGAGUGAAUGUACCGUCGAGAUCCUCCUUGAAACUGCUAUGGGUGUAAGUAAAAAUACUCAAGAAAGUGGAUUUGAAUACGCUAUGGCUGUAAUGAAGAUGUGUGAUAUCUUGCAUAUGAGACACGCCAAGAUCUGGCUUAGACCCGACUUGUUGUUCAACUUUACUCAGUACGCUAAGAUACAAAACAAACUUCUUGAUGUCAUUCACGGUUUAACAACAAAGGUUAUACGCAGGAAGAAGGAAGAAUUUAAAUCUGGUAAGAAACCUGUCAUCGUUGAAACUGAAACCAAAGACAUAUCUUCGAAAGUAACUUCCGUCGAAGGCUUGUCGUUUGGUCAAUCUGCUGGACUAAAGGAUGAUCUGGAUGUUGAUGAAGACGUAGGACAGAAGAAACGUCUUGCUUUCCUUGACCUGCUCCUUGAGAGUGCUCAAGGUGGAGUGGUAAUUUCAGACGUGGAAAUCAAAGAACAAGUGGACACUAUUAUGUUCGAGGGACAUGACACUACCGCUGCUGGAAGCAGUUUCUUCUUAUCAUUAAUGGGAAUUCACCAAGACAUCCAAGAGAAAGUUGUUGAAGAGUUAGAUCAAAUUUUCGGUGACUCUGACCGUCCAGCCACCUUCCAAGACACACUGGAAAUGAAAUACUUAGAGAGAUGUCUUAUGGAAACUCUUAGAUUAUUCCCCCCUGUGCCAAUUAUCGCCCGUCAUCUUAAUCAAGACAUUACAUUGCCUUCCAAUGGUAAGAAAGUACCAGCUGGAACAACAAUUGUAAUCGGAACAUACAAGCUACAUCGCCGCGAGGAUGUCUACCCAGAGCCUAACAAAUUCAACCCUGACAACUUCCUUCCUGAACGUUCUGCCAACCGUCACUACUACGCCUUCGUUCCUUUCUCUGCUGGGCCAAGGAGUUGUGUUGGUCGUAAAUACGCCAUGUUGAAGUUGAAGAUCAUUCUCUCUACCAUCCUGAGGAAUUUCCGCGUGAUCUCAGACCUUAAGGAGUCGGACUUCAAACUACAGGCCGACAUCAUAUUAAAGCGUGCCGAAGGAUUCAAAGUACGCCUAGAACCUCGCAAGCGAGCAGCGAAAGCGUUU